Messenger RNA from Parasteatoda tepidariorum (common house spider), 2691 nucleotides. The record is from RefSeq and is a predicted model, not a curated record. Lineage: Eukaryota; Metazoa; Arthropoda; Arachnida; Araneae; Theridiidae.
AUAGUUCGACCUUUUCAAAGAAAACAAGUUUAUUAGGUUGAAAAGUUAACUCAUGAAAAUGAAUAGCUUGAUUAGAAAGCAAUUAUUCCGGCUUGCUGUUUCAACCGUUUUUAAUUGAACGUUAUGCAAUGCGUAUGUGACGAAGUAUAUAAAAUGUGCAUUUGAUGCUACGAAAAUUUAUAAAUAAGUUGCUAUUUAAAGUAUUGCAAGGUUAUCUUGCAUCUAAAUAUAGACACGUUCACCUUGCACCUACAAGAUUUGUAAAAAGUUCGAGAGUGUCCUUGAACAUUUAUAUUUUCAAUCUCUACUCAGGUAAGGAAAGGGCAAUUUAUAUAUGGAAUAAGUCAUCGACGUGAUUCAAAUAUUAAUUGAGAUAAGUGCAUUAACGGCCUAUUUUUAAAACCAAAUUGCGAAAUGUGGCAGAUUUUUUAAUGUUUACUAGCAGUCUAUGUUACUUUCUUCGCCAAGGUAGGUCAUUCUGUGGAAUGUUUUUGAAGAGUUGCUUCGUUGUAUUUUUUCUGCUAAACAAUGAAGGUGAAGGUGUUGAUGGAGUAUGGCGAAAAAAAACAUUACAAAUGCUUUAUUGAGAGCCUCCGAAAGGACUUUUUGAAAGAUAAACUCGAUUGCAAUGAAAGCGCUGAAAAACUCGCCAAAUCACCACAAAAAUCAUCCUGUUGGAAUAAAAAUAACGAUGUUUCUGAUAAAAAUAACAAUAUUUCUGUUAAAAAUAACAAUAUUUCUGUUAAAAAUAGCAUAGACGUAAUCGAUGUUUCUGAUACAGAAGAAUCGACGAUUUCUCAAACCAGCAAUGGCCGCCCUCAAAUCAACAGGAAAAAAAGCGGUACAGUUGAUACCACAUGGCUUGAGAAAAUGGAUAUUAAGUACGUACCAUUGGAUUAUUCAACGAUAGAGGAACAUGCUAAUUCGAAUGGUGAGUAUUCUAAUUGUAGUUCUAAUGCCUUUCCUGUACAAAAUGGAGGGGGUGGUCUGCGUAAUCCGAAGUGUGCGCGGUGCAGAAAUCAUGGCAAAAGUGUGGAUUUGAAAGGACAUAAGCGACAUUGUGUGCAUCGCAGGUGUAAGUGUGAAAAGUGCAUGGUGAUUGCUGAAAGGCAAAAAGUUAUGGCGAAGCAAGUUGCUUUGAGACGUGCACUUAUUCAGGAUGAAGUUAUGGGGAAAAUGGUUCCCAAGACAACGGAAGUAGUUACCAAAGACAUGGAUUAUGACGAUGAUGAUAGUGAUAGCUGCAUUGAGAUAGAAAAUAAUAAGUUUGUUGCUGAGGGGACGCAAACUGAUCCUGAUAUCGAAGAAAAAAUAAGAACUAUAUCUGAUGUCAAAAGUCAAAAAUAUCAUCAAGAUAAAAUGUCAAAUGACACAAACACAAUUGAUGAAGAGAAAGCUCAGCAACUCAAACGGGUAAAGCAGUCACCAAAAUGUGCAAAAUGUAAAAAUCACGGUGUUGAUAAUAAUUUAAAAGACCACAAAAGACACUGCAGAUGGGAAAACUGCAGAACUCCUGGAUGUAAUAAAAUUGAAACGCGUCGCAGAAAAACGGCAAAAUUAAUGGCUGACAAACGGCGUAAAAAAGCAUCUGAAGAACAAUUAAAUCAGAACUCAGCUUUUACUUUAGUUCACGAAGACAUGAAAAAAGACAUAUUUCUCGGACGGCGCUUCCACGAGGAACCCAGGGAUUUCCAAAACAUUUACAAUAACCCGGUGGGAAAAAAUCCGAACGAUGAUUUUCUGAACGGUCACCCAAAACCAAACAGUGAAAUCGCUGAUGUACACUCACAUCAGAAUGGUUAUGCUCAGGAAUUUAGGAAUGGUUACGUCAAAAAUUCCGAAAAAAAUCGGGAAAUGAGCUCUAACUCUAGUCUGAAGGAAAUUCGGGGAGUGAAAAGGAAAAUCACCGAGGACAAUAACAGGGUGAAUAAAAUUCCGAAAAAAGAAAGGAAACGAUGCAACUCCCCUGAAGUUCCUGCUGGAAGCGUUAUCAAGGAGGAUCAAGGCAGUUUUUUGUCGGAUGAUCCCGAUCCUGAUCCUGUUUCGGGAGAAAGCGUCGGAGACGUUAAGGAGAAAAAACGUCACCCAACUUGUGCAAGAUGUAGGAAUCACGGUUUUAUAACUGCUUUAAAGGACCAUAAGCGUUUCUGCGACUGGGCGAAUUGUGGGUGUCCUAAAUGCUUGCUUGUUAAAGAGCGCCAAGAUAUAAUGGCGAAACAGGUAGCUCUGAGGCGGCAGCAGGCUCAAGAUGCGGCGCGGAAAGAACUGGAGAGAAAACAGCGAUUAUUGAAUCAUCAGACUGAUUCAAAUAUGAUAAGUGAACCAAUUCAGAAACCGCCAACCCCUGUCAUGACAGAAGCUCAACAAACUGCAUCGUCUGCAUUCACAAUGACGCAAAGUGCUCCGACAGUGAUUUCACGGCCCUCAUCUAAUCAGCCUAAUUCCGCUUUCAAGCCCAUUUAUCCCUCUCCGAAUGCGGGAGGUAUCAGUUCACAAGAAAUCAUACUUCUUCACGAAAAUCUGAAGAAAGUGUUCAAUCACUUCAGUCAGUAUCAUCAGUCUCCUACAUUCAUUCACACACUUUAUCUGACGAUAUUAAGAGACAAUGCCUAUGACCACGAAGUUGUGAUACAGAAAAUCCUAGACGGUAAGAACCUUUAUUCUAUGUUCCAUUCCAGNUUGCAGAGUUAA